CGCGAUUUCAGUUGAUAGUUUGCCGGCCUGACAAAAUAAACCGAGAGAAAGUUGUGAAAUAGUAUUUGCUUUGUACUUUUUAAGAAUUACUGUAAACGAGAAGUGUUGAUUUCCAAAGUGCUGAAAAAGUGUCACCAACCAUGGCUCUAAAACUCAAAAUCGCAAUUAUUGGACAGAGCAACUUUGCAGCUGACGUUCUGGAGCUUUUGCUGGAGCGCUCGAAUGUCCAGAUAGUGGGAGUCUUCACGAUUCCCGACAAGGGCAGUCGCGAGGACAUCCUGGCCACCACUGCCGCCGCCCACAAGAUUCCCGUGUUCAAGUUUUCCAGCUGGCGUCGCAAGGGCGUAGCCCUUCCUGAGGUCCUGGAGCAGUAUAAGUCGGUGGGCGCCACCCUGAACGUCCUGCCCUUCUGCUCCCAGUUCAUUCCCAUGGAGGUGAUUGACGGCGCUCCGCUGGGCAGCAUCUGCUACCAUCCCUCCAUCCUGCCACGUCACCGCGGAGCCAGUGCCAUCUCCUGGACCCUCAUCGAGGGCGACGAGGUAGCCGGCUUCAGUAUCUUCUGGGCAGACGACGGUCUGGACACGGGACCCCUGCUGCUCACCCGCCAGACGAACCUCGAGCCCACCGAUACGCUGGACACCAUCUACAAGCGCUUCCUGUACCCCGAGGGCGUGAAGGCCAUGGGCGUGGCCGUGGAUAUGGUGGCCAAUGGAACGGCUCCCAAGAUAACCCAAACGGAAGUGGGAGCCACCUAUGAUCCGGCCAUGUUCAAGACGGAAAAUCAGGUGAUCAAUUUGCAAGCCUCUGCAGAGAAGAUUUGGAACUUUGUGCGAGGUCUGGACUCGGUUCCGGGAGCCGUGGCCACUGUGGUCCAGGCGGAUGGCACCGAGGAGCAAAUUCGUCUCUUUGGAGCCCAUCUGUACUCCGCGGGACCCGUUGCCAAUGCACAGCCACUGCGUCUGAAGGGUUUGACCAAGCCAGCCUGGGUCCACAGUGGUGGCCUCCUCAUCGAAGGAACCGAUGGGGCCUUCGUCAACAUUCGCCGGAUUAAGCGUGGCUCCAAGGUGAUCAGUGCCAGCGAGUGGUUCAAGCAGGCUGAGCAGCAGCCCAUCACGGAUUUCACCGAGGAUGAGCUGGGCAAGCGAACCCUGCUUGCGGGGAUUUGGCAGGCCAUACUCAAGGAGCAAAUCGAAUCCUCCACGGAUUUCUUUGCCGCCGGCGCCGGGUCCAUGGAUGUAGUCCGUUUGGUGGAGGAGGUGAAGGAGGCUUUUGAUGUGCCGCUGGAGAACGAGCAGGUUUUCAUGGCACCCGUCUUCGAGGAGUUCUUCAGCCAGCUGGUGAAGAUUAUGCGCCAGGGAAGCGGUGGUUCCAGUGGUCAGCAGCUGGACUUUGAGGGAUUCACGCUGAAGGCCAACAAACGCGAGAUCCGAGUGCCCACGCAACUGUUUAUCAACGGCGAGUUCGUGGAGGCCGAGGGUCAACGCACCUUGGACAUUGUUAAUCCCACCAAUGAGGAAGUGCUCUGCCAAGUGGCCUGUGCCUCCUCCGGCGACGUGGACAAGGCAGUGCAGGCUGCCCACACGGCAUUCUACGGAUCAUGGAAACAGAUCACAGCCAGGCAGCGGGGACAACUUAUGCUCAACCUGGCCGAUCUCAUGGAGCAGCACAAGGAGGAGCUGGCCACCAUUGAGUCAGUGGACUCGGGAGCGGUCUACACACUGGCCCUGAAGACCCAUGUGGGCAUGUCCAUCGAUGCGUGGCGCUACUUUGCCGGUUGGUGCGACAAGAUCCAGGGCAGUACCAUUCCCGUCAACCCCGCGAGGCCCAACAACGUGCUGACCUUCACCCGUAAGGAGCCUAUUGGAGUCUGUGGGCUGAUCACGCCCUGGAACUACCCCCUUAUGAUGCUAUCCUGGAAGAUGGCCGCCUGCAUUGCAGCCGGCAACACCUGUCUUAUUAAACCUGCCCAGACCUGCCCGCUGACCGCCCUCAAGUUCGCCGAGCUGACUGUCAGGGCGGGAUUCCCACCGGGAGUGAUCAACGUGCUGCCCGGCAAGGGUUCGGAUGCGGGACAGGCAGUCGCCGAUCAUCAGCUGGUCCGCAAGCUGGGCUUCACUGGCUCCACGCCCAUUGGCAAGCACAUCAUGAAGUCCUGCGCGGACUCCAAUCUCAAGAAGUGCUCCCUGGAGCUGGGCGGCAAGAGUCCGCUGAUCAUCUUUGCCGAUUGUGAUAUGGACAAGGCUGUCAAACACGGCAUGUCUUCAGUCUUCUUUAACAAGGGGGAGAACUGCAUCGCCGCUGGUCGACUGUUCGUGGAGGAUCGGAUCCAUGACGAAUUCGUGAGACGAGUUCUCAAGGAUCUGCGUACCAUGACCAUCGGGGAUCCGCUGAACCGCUCCACUGCCCAUGGUCCCCAGAACCACAAGGCACACUUCGACAAGCUCCUGGACUUCUGCCAACGGGGCGUGGCCGAGGGGGCGCAACUGGUGUACGGAGGAUGUCGGGUGCCAGAUCUCAAGGGAUACUUCUUUACCCCAACGGUGUUCACGAACGUCACCGAUGACAUGUACAUUGCCCAAGAGGAGUCAUUCGGGCCCAUCAUGAUAAUCUCCAAGUUCAACGGCAGCGACGUGGAUUCCCUGAUGCAGCGGGCCAAUCGAACGGAGUAUGGCCUGGCUAGUGGUGUCUUUACCAAGGACAUUGGAAAGGCCCUCAGUUUCGCCGAUCGCGUCGAAGCCGGCACUGUUUUUAUCAACGUCUACAACAAGACGGACGUGGCCGCUCCCUUCGGAGGAUUCAAGCAAAGCGGAUAUGGCAAGGAUCUGGGUCAGGAGGCGGUCAACGAGUACCUCAAGACCAAGUGUGUGACUGUUGAAUACUAAUAAAAACUUUGCACUUAAGAAAAGAGAAUGGAAUCAGAGAAGGGCCAAGCCCAAGAAUGAUAAGACUUAAUGUUUUGCCUAGCUUAUAGUUAUAUAUAUCUAAUAAAUAAUACCAUA
Drosophila suzukii is the source of this 2999-nucleotide messenger RNA. RefSeq names its product cytosolic 10-formyltetrahydrofolate dehydrogenase. Gene Ontology annotation, cellular component: cytoplasm. NCBI's taxonomy places the organism in Eukaryota, Metazoa, Arthropoda, Insecta, Diptera, Drosophilidae. The record is from RefSeq and is a predicted model, not a curated record. Gene Ontology annotation, molecular function: aldehyde dehydrogenase (NAD+) activity; formyltetrahydrofolate dehydrogenase activity. Gene Ontology annotation, biological process: one-carbon metabolic process; 10-formyltetrahydrofolate catabolic process; biosynthetic process.